UCGUGUCGAGAGCUCUGAACGCAACGGAAGUCGCGAGGGAUUACGUGUGAGCGAACCCAAAGGAAAAAGUGGAUUAAUCGCAGGAUACGUGGCAGGGAAAACUCAAGAUGAGAGGCCUGGUGAUCUACGCGUGGCUGCUAACGGGUUUAUUUUACUUUUCCGAAGGCAAACCCUGCCCUGAAAAGACACGCCCCCACAAGACACGCUGCGACGCCUACUACAAGUGCCGCGAGCUGGCCACCAACUCGCACGUGUGGGUGCCCGUAAAGUGCAACGAGGGUCUGGUGUACGAGACGAGUCUGGGCGGUUGCGUCCUGCCUGGCGAGGACUGGGAGUGCAUCACACCCAGCGAGUUGGCAAGCUCCACGCCUGCCAGCAGUCAGCCGGAUGCGGAUAUUUUGAUUGUAAACGACAUGGAUGAGGCGGGUCUGCUGCCCAGGGAGUCCUCUCCGCAUCACGAGGAGCACGAACACCACGAUGAUGGCACAGUGGAGAUAGUCCUGGACUCAACGCUCAGCAGUGAGGAGCAGGAGGGGGAGCAUCAGAGCUUCACACAAAGCCACGACAAAGAGAGCUCUUCCCUACAGCACUUUGACUCCAGCGGCGAUGGCGAGCUCAUGGAAGUGGACAGCCCCACGCCAACGAUUGAAAAUCGCGAAGACGAAUUGGAAUUACACAACGAACACAGAGAGGAAAUAGAGCACUUGGAACACCGACCAGAUGUGGAACAGCUUAAAGCGGAACUAAAGCAAGUCGCGGAUGUGAGUGAAUUGGCCAAACCGGGCUCCCAGAUCGAUCCACAGCUGACGGCGCACCUGCAGCGGCUCUCCCAAUUGAUCGAUGGACUGCAGCAGACCUACAAGAAGACGGACAAACUGCAAGCGGACAUGCGACCGGAUCAGCUGAAUGCCUUUCUGGCGCACUUUGACAUCAAGAAUCGCUACGAGAUGAUGAAUCCCAUGGAGGCCACCACCACCCAGCAGAUGAGUGCCACCUCCACCAGCACAACGACACCGGAGCCGCCGCGCUACAGCAGUAGCACGAAGCUGCCACAAGCGAACAGCAACAAGACACGACUGCAGGAGCAUCUCUCAAAGCAUCGACUGGAGCCGGAGACAAAGCUAAUGCUAAGCAAUGCCCUGCCCUUCUCGGGGGGCACGGGUCAGGGGUAUGCCAACUCGCAGAUUGUGGUGAAUCGACCCGAGGGUUCGGUGAUGUUUGCUCUCCCGUCGCCACAGUAUGGCAUGAGCCAGGAGCAGGGCGGUGGCUCCUCUUAUCCCUUGCAUCAGAGUCACUCGCAGAGUCACUCACAGAGUCACGAAUAUAACGAUCAUGAGCCCAAGAUUUCAGAGGAUACGCUCAAGACGGUGUUGGAGCUCUCGAAGCAAAUGAUAGCUGCACAGAAUGUGCCCAAAGUGCUGCCAAAUCCGGGGUUCAAUGGUUACUAUGCUCAACCCAUACUGCAGCCGGUGUACCUGUCGGCACAUGGCAAUCCCUUCCAGCAGUACUAUGCCCCGCAGCCAAUGCCCAGCCACUAUAUGCACCACAAGACGCACUCCUCGGGUGGCAGUUCCAACGGUGGAAAUGGAGGCUACAACAAGCCCAGCACCACCAUCAUACACAACAAUGUCAUUCCAGUGCAUGUGUCCAGCACCAGCUCGGGGGAGAAGGAAGUGCUGGACACCUACGGGCACAGUUUGGGUGUGUACCCGAGCCUGGAUAAGCAUCAACCUACUGGCAUGGAUUACAUGACCACAGCACGACCCACAUCCAGUCAGUAUCCCUCGCCCUUUGCCUCGGAGUACACUGUGACGACGCCGCGACCCUUCCAGGAGCAGCCAUCGGCCGCCACAGUGUCCACCUACUACACGCCCAGUCCGCAUCUCAGCGAACAGAAUGUGAACCGCAUCUUCCAGCCCACCGAAUCGUAUCCCACCUUGAAUAUGCCGCGACCCAUGGACAUGUCCAUGUUCCCAGGCGGACACUUGGAGCCGGGACAGGUGAGCAUCCGACCCAAUUCGCAGAAAAUCGAAAGCAUGGAGAUGGAUGGCGGGGCUGACGAGAUGAUUAAGGCCAGUUAUGGGAAUGUGAAUGGAAAUGGGAAUGGGAACAGCUCCCCGCACGUACUGACCUACAGCAGCGAUGGAGGCAUCUCUGGAGGCGGCAUGAGCCAUCAAUUAGCACCUUCGGGGGCAUAUCUAGAUCAGAGCUACAAUCAGCAACAGCAACAGCAGCAGCAACAGCCUCAACAGCAGCAUCAUCAUCCGUACAUGCCACGACCGACAAUGAGCAGCAGCAUGUACAGCGACUCUGAGGGCAACAUGGAGCUCAAUAUGUUCAGCAAUAUGAAUCCCUACACGCCGGAGAAGGUCAAAUAUGGUGGCGGAUCCUCCGGCAAUCCCUCACCCCACGGACAGCUGGUCAACUUCAAUGGGAACUUCAUUAGUUUGGAUGUCUUUCAAAAGUCCAUACUGCCACUGAUGACCAAAUCGCCUGGGGCAAUGUCAGAGCUGGGCAAUGUGGAGGUCAUCACCUGCCAGACGGGUGUGCGGCAACCCAAUCAAACGGAUUGCACUCGCUACUUUGUGUGCAGCAAGAAGGAUGGCAAAGUGUUGUCCUACUCGUGUCCACCCUACACGGGAUUCAACAAACAAACGAGGAUCUGCGAUGCUCAAACAUACGCACAGUGCGGCAGUGUGAUGCCUGCCUUCAAUGGUUAUACCAUAGACAGCAAUAGGCGACUGCAGAUGGAGGCCAUCAAGAUGUUGAGCGAAGCCAAGAGGCGACAGGAGGCGGCACUGAAGGCACAGAACAUUGCCAGUCUGCUGCAGCAAUAUGGAAACACUCAGCAGAGUGGAGUUUCAUCUGGCAUCUCCUCCAACAUUGAACAGGAUUCCAUGGACAAUGGUUAUAUGGUAAACCUGUCCGAUCUGAGUCCGGCCACAACCACAGCCAGACCCAUCAUCAUACAAUCGAGCAGCAAUUCCAUUGGAUCCCCAUCUGGAUCCUCUGGGUCCGCGAAGAAGCGAAAGUACUACUGCAAGGAGGGCGACAAGAUACCCGAUCAGACAUCCAUCAGCAGCUACUUUGUGUGCUACAAGAACUCGCAGGGCCAGAUGAAGGGCCACAAGAUGAACUGCUCCAAGAGUUUGCUCUUCUGCCCCAAGACGCUCAUGUGCACGCUGGCCUCCAAGUGCCAGGACUAAGAAUCACAUC
This is a messenger RNA of Drosophila subobscura, 3216 nucleotides long. RefSeq lists its product as uncharacterized. The transcript is spliced from 2 exons. Gene Ontology annotation, molecular function: chitin binding. The coding region runs from base 108 to 3206 and encodes 1032 amino acids. Lineage: Eukaryota; Metazoa; Arthropoda; Insecta; Diptera; Drosophilidae. The record is from RefSeq and is a predicted model, not a curated record. Gene Ontology annotation, cellular component: extracellular region.